This is a messenger RNA of Plasmodium relictum, 4359 nucleotides long. RefSeq names its product conserved Plasmodium protein, unknown function. Bases 1 to 4359 code for a protein of 1452 amino acids. The record is from RefSeq and is a predicted model, not a curated record. NCBI's taxonomy places the organism in Eukaryota, Apicomplexa, Aconoidasida, Haemosporida, Plasmodiidae. The transcript has a single exon.
AUGAUAAAAAAAAGCACAAAUCUUUUAUCCUUUGAUUAUUAUUUAAUCAACAAUGGUAAGUACUCUAAAAUAUGGGCAACAAAUAUAUUUAAAAAAUAUAUACAUUUAGCAAAUAUUUAUUAUUCAUUUAUACAUAAAAAUAAGAAAAUUAAUACAAAUAUUUAUAAUAUGAAUUGUGUAGAGUUAUAUAAAUAUAGUUGUUUUUUACAAAAAGGAAAUAUUAAUAAUGAAAAUAUUUAUAAAAAGAUAAACAGAAGAGUAGAAAUGAUAUAUAAAUUUUUAAUUCCAUCAAAAAUUAUAUUAUUAAUUAAAUUAUAUUUAGAAAAUGCAAAUUUAAAUGUGUAUCAUAAUACUUUUAACUGCCUUAUAGAAGGAACAAUAACAAAGUUGAAUGAAUUUAAUCUAGAAGAAAUUGUUAAAAUGUAUAGUAUAAUUAGUAAGAUGGAAAAUAAUCAAAAUAUAACUUAUCUUUUUAAAUAUUUUAAUAAUCACUUAAUUAAUAAUUACACAUUCAUUGAUGUGAAAUCAUUUUCAAUAAUUUUAAAUUCUCACGCGAAAUUAAAAAUUAGAGAUAUUAAAUUAAUAAACAAAUUUCUAAAUAUAAUACUUGAAAAUAAAUUGUCUUUUGAUAUUAUAAACUACUCAAUUUUUUUCAAUUCUUUUUAUAAGCUAAGGAUAAUUGAUAACGAUUAUAUAGAAAAAAUAGUUAAGGAAUUUUUAAAUGAGUUAGAUGUUUGGAGAAAAUGCAGAGAACAGAAAAAUUUAGAAAAUGAUCAUUUAUCAAGCAAGGAAAAGUUAAUAAUAAACAAAUUCAUUAAUUAUUAUCCUCAUCAUAUUUGUAAUAUUCUAUUGUUUUUCACCAUUUUUAAUAUUAAUAAAAUUUCUAACAUUAAUAAUUCAAAAGAAAUAGAGAAUGAAAUAAAUUUCAAUGAUAAUAUUUAUAUAAAUUUUUUAUUGGAGUUGUUAAUUGAAAAAAAAAAUUUAUUGAGAUGUGAAGAGAUUUUGAUUUUAUGUCAAGUUUUAAAAUCAUUUAAGAUAAAAAACGAUAUUCUAAUUGAUCACAUAGAAAAGGAAUUAUUAAAUUAUUUUAAUUACAUAAAAGAAGAGAAAAAGAAUUUCAAUAGAAAUAAUGAAAAAUUAAAGAACGUAAACAAUAUUAUUCAAUUUAGUGAUGGAGCAGUCAUAAAGAUUCUAUUUGAUCUUUGCACAUUUUACAAUGAUAUAAAUAUAUAUAGAAAAAGUGUACAAUUUUUUCUACAAAAAAAGAAAAAAGUGGAUUUUAAUUCAUCUUCAUUAUUAUUAUAUAUAUAUUCAGAAAUAAAUCAUCUUGAUUAUAAAAUGCUUAAUUUAUUAAUUAGUGUUUUAAAUAAAAAUUAUUUGAAAAAUUUUCAAAUAGAAAACGUUUUUCUCUUAAUUAGAUCUUUCUAUAAAUUUUGUUUGAACAAUCAACAUUACUUCGUAUACGACCAAAUAAAAGAAAAUAAUAUUCUAGAUACAAAUAAAAAUUCAACAACUAACAAUAUAAGUAAUUCAAAUGCAAUUCAUCCAUGCGAGUUAACUACAGUAAAUAAUUCAAAUAAUUACGAUAAUAAAAACUAUAUAUAUGAAGAUAUUCAUAAAAAUAACAUAAUGGAUAAUAAGGAGACACAUUGUUCCAACGAAGAUUAUUUCACUGAGGCUUCUAAUGAUAUAGAUGAUAUAUUUUAUAAAAUUCAUAAGUUAUCUAAUAAUAUUUUUACUAAGUUAGAAGAAGAAUUAUUAGAAAAAAAAAUAGAAUUGAAUGAAUCUAACAUAAGCCAACUGUGUAAGAUAUUAUAUUACUCUGUUUUUUUAAGGAAAUUUGCAUUUCUUAAUAAUGUAAUUAAUUUAUUCAUAAAUAAAGAAGAUAUAAAUGGAUUUAAAAAUAUUUUAAAUAUUUUGUAUUCCUAUAGUUAUAUUAAAAAUAAUUUAUAUUUCAAUUUUCAUGAGAUAAAUCUUAUAAAAGUAAAUAAAAAUUGUUCAAAAGAAUGUGAUACUGUAUUAAAAAAUUAUAAUUUUAUUAUAAACAAAAGAGGUUAUAUCAAUGAAUUAAAAAAUAUGAUAUAUUUUAUUUUUAUUCAAUGUAAAUUGAAUGAUUAUAAUUAUGUUAAUGUAGACAUUAUAAGUAUAUUACUUAACUCUUUUUUUUUAAAUAUACAUUUAUUAUCUAUUUUACUUAAUAGUCUUAUUUGCAAAGAAUUAAGUAUUUUAAUUAAUUUUGCUAAAGAUAAUGGAAAAGAAAAAUUGUCAAAAAUAUGUAGUAAGGACAUUUGUGAUGAUUUAAAAAAUGACACUUUUUUAAUAAUUAAAAAUAUAGACAAUUUUCAUUAUAUGAAAUUAUAUAAUAAAAUUUUCAUGCACAUAAAUAAACAUAUUUUGAAAUGCCAAAACAUUUAUGAUAUAACAAGAAUUUUUAAUUCAUCAUUUAUUCUUUUAAGUUAUAUAGAAAAAUGUAGAAGUGAAAACAAAUUAGACGAUGAUGUUUUACAAGGAGAAAAACAUAUUCAUUCUAUAUUGAAAAAAAUAGAAAAAAAUUUGACAGAAAAUUAUAGUUUAUAUAAUAAAGAAUUUAUUAUAUUAUUAUCAGCUAUUUCUAUAUACAGCAAUAAUUAUUUUUAUAUCCCUUUUUCAUUUUUUUUUGAAUAUUUUAAUUUGUAUGUAUUUAAAAAUUUCAUUUCUUAUUUAAUAUUAUUAAGUAAUGAUGAAGAAAUUAAAUAUAUUUCUAAUAGUAUCUUUUCUUUGACUAAUUAUUAUUCAAAUUGUAAUAAAUAUAAUAAAAAACAAGAUAUUGAAGAUUUUUAUACAUUUCAUAUAUCACAAAUUAUAAACAGUGUUAAAAAUAAUAACAACUUAAAUUCCUUUAAAAUAAACAAUAUAAUGAAUAUAUAUAAAUUGAUGGUAAAUAAUAACAACAUUUUAAAUAAUACUUUUUUUAAAAAGAUUAAGGAUCUAUACAUAUAUUCAUUGGAAAUUAAUUCUAUUUUAUUAAAUAAUCUUUCAUUAAAUGAAUUAAACAAUUUAUGUUUGUUACUUGUAAAAAAAAAAGAACCAAAUACAUUUUUAUUUAAAUAUACUUUAAAAAAGAAUUAUGAAUAUGUCAAUUUAAAAAAUGAAAUAUUAAGUUAUGAUUAUAUUAUUAAUUUAUUGAAUAUAUAUAUAAAUUUUAAAAAAUAUAAUUUUUCGAUAAAUGAUCAAAUGAUAAUUAACAUAAUAUUAAAGAACAUUGAUAAUUUUCAAACAUUACAUGAAAUUAAUACACUUUUACAAAACAUCUAUUUAAUUAAAACUAUAAAUGUUUAUAAUAAUCUAAUAAGGGAAUUAUGUUAUCAUAUUAAAAAAAUAUACAUGAAUUAUUUUUUAAAUAACGAAACAAUUAAUUUAAAUAAAGUUGUGUAUUUGUUGUAUUUAUUAAAUAAUUAUGAUAAUUCUGAAAUUUUUUAUAAUAUGUUUCAAAUAUUUUUUGUGAAAUUCUUUAAAUUAAGCAAAAUUAUUGUUUAUCAAAAGAAGAAAUAUAAUUUUGUAAAUAGUUUAACAAAUACCUUCUUCAUGGCUAAGAAUAUUUAUUCUCUCAAUGAAAAUGUAAAUAUAAAUUUAGAUAAAGAUUUAAAAAAAAAUAAUUUAAAUGAUGAAUAUAUAAUAUAUUUAAAUGAUAAUCUGCUUGUAAAUAACAUAAUAACUGAUAUAAAUGAACCCAAUAAUGCAAUGAAAAAAAAUAAAAUAGAUAUGGCAAUAUCAGAAUCUACAAGUAAACUUGAAUGUAUAGAUUAUAGCAAGGUAAAAGAAUCAUUAAUAAAUUAUGAUAAUAAUAAAUAUAUAUAUCAUAGUAGCAACGAAAUAGAUGAGAUAAAAGAUAAAGAGCAUAUGUUAUAUAUUAAUGAUUAUACAUUUAUUAUUUUGUUUUUAUUAUUAGACAUAAUUAGAAACGAAAAAAGAAUUGAAAGUAUAGAGAUUUGCAGCUUUAUUUUUAAAGUAUUUAAAAAUUAUAUAUAUUUCUUAAAUAAAGAAGUAAUAAUUGAAUGCUUAUAUAUUUACUUCUUUUCGCAAAUUAACAAUGAAUUAUCACAGGAAUAUAAUAAAGUCAAACUAAAGAAUUUUAAUGAUGAUCAAAUUCAUUAUGUAUUAAAUAUAUUAAUAACUUUCACACAUAAUUUAGAAAUAUAUUCAAUUUUAAAGUUGUCCUUUAUUUAUAUUAACUUAUUUUUUUUUUCUCAAAAAAAUUAUCAAGUAAAGGAAAAUAUUAAAAUUCUUUUUGAGCAUAUUAACAGAAAAAAAGAUUUAAUAGAAAAAAAUAAUAUAUUAUAUGACCAACUGAAGAAAUAUGAAAAUAUUUCAAAUCAUUAG